Messenger RNA from Ctenopharyngodon idella (grass carp), 1723 nucleotides. RefSeq names its product radial spoke head 3 (gene rsph3). Gene Ontology annotation, cellular component: cilium. NCBI's taxonomy places the organism in Eukaryota, Metazoa, Chordata, Actinopteri, Cypriniformes, Xenocyprididae. Bases 185 to 1183 code for a protein of 332 amino acids. The transcript has 9 exons. The record is from RefSeq and is a predicted model, not a curated record.
UAAUAAUUAAAAAAAAGAUUAACCGAGCCGGAAGUAAACAAAGUGGACCGCUGUUGGAUACAGUUGCCACGGUAACACUAACAACAACUGUAGCAGCAACAGAUGCCAGUCCAGCUCUCAACAACCAAAAGUUAAUGAUUUCAGCCUUCAGACACACUUUUGAUAUCACAAUUAAAAGGAAAAAAUGGCAUCUAAUUUACAGGCACAACACGAGACGCAGAGCGGAGUUUACACGUUUUCCAGCCGUCCGCGUGCGGUUCCCAACCGCCCCAAAUACAGACAAACCGAUCCGCUGCUAAAUGAAGAACAGAGCAGUUAUGGAAAUAUCAUGUAUGACCGACGUGUUGUCAGAGGAAAUACAUAUGCUCAACAUAUCCUACCCAUUACAUCUCAGCCCGAUCCAGUUGAGAUCCUGAGACAGCAGGAGGCCAGAAGAAGAGCUAUGUCCAGAAAACGGCUGAAGGAGCAGUUUGGCCUGAAAACACCAGAACCACUAGAGGGCAGAAAGAACAUAGAUUUGCAGACAGAGAUGUAUCUGGAAGAGCUGAGCGAUCGUAUAGAGGAAGUCAGCGUGGAAUGCCAAACAGACAUGUUCCUGGACAAACCAGACACUCCCCUCUUCGUCCCAGCCAAAACUGGACGAGAUGCAGCCACACAGAUAGAAGAGGGAGAGCUGUUUGAUUUUGAUGUGGAGGUCCAGCCCGUGCUGCAGGUGUUGGUGGGGAAGACAAUAGAGCAGGCGUUGCUGGAAGUGCUGGAGGAGGAGGAGCUGGCCAACCUGAGGGCCCAGCAGCAGACAUUCAAGGAGAUCCGUGACGCUGAGCUGGUGGAGGUGCAGAGGCUAGAGGAGAGGGAACGCCGUCUCCGUGUGGAGAAGGAGAACCGGAUAAAGCAGCAGAAGGCAGUACUGGAAAAAGAGAAGGAGACAGCAGAUAAAAUUGCUGCGAGAGCAUUUGCUCAACAGUACUUGUCUGACUUGUUGCCCUCAGUUUAUUCCAAUCUGAGGGAUUGUGGCUACUUCUAUGACCCUGUGCAGAGAGAUAUAGAGACCGAAUUCCUCCCUUGGCUGAUGCAAGAGGUCAGCAAUGCUUUAGAACAGAAAUAUGUAGCAAGAACAGUGCUUGACAUGCUCAUUCAAGACGUCACUAACCAAAGAUUUGAGGCCUUUCAGGUGCAAGAAUAAACUCCUUUAUGCGAUAAGAGGUCAUACCAGGAAACCAGAAAGAUGCUGGAAAAUAUUCAAGGGUUCACGCAUUCUUUAUAAAAAUCGAAUUAAUUUUCAUAUUAUUAUAAAUAUAUUAUUCAUAUAUUAUCUGAAUAAAAUUGCGAAAAGAUUGCAAAAUAUGUUAUUUUUAUAUCGCUAUGUUACUAUGUACAAGAACUGCGCUUUGAACUGCAUUUCAAGAACAACACUGUAGGAGGCGCUGCGGAGUCAAAAAUACUGGCCAUUACUCAAGCUAAUAAAAAUCUUGGCCACAUUACUGCUGUAAUGCAGCAGGUGUAUUGUAUGGAAAACUUGUGACCGACUCUAGUUAAUAUUUAGAGCUUGUAAAAGCAGCAUUAUUUGAAGAAUAUAUUAAUGGUUCGUUUUCAUGGCCUCCCCAAAUGUUGUACAGAGGAGUUGUCCUCAAAACACUGACCAUGAUACUGUACUGAGAUGAUGUCAGUCCUUGUUACGACUUCAUAAACUUUAUUAACUAUAUAAAAAGAAUUUUCAGCGGAA